AUGGCUUAUACACUAACAGCUUGUGAUGAUGGUUCAGGAAAAACUGUGGGAACUAUAGUAAGAUUUGAUUCAGUUACUCUUUUAAUUGAUCCUGCUUGGAAUUCCUCUACUUUAUCAUAUUCACAAUGUGUAAAAUAUUGGUCCAAUAUUAUUUCAGAAGUUGAUAUUAUCCUUUUGUCACAACCGAAUGUAGACUUUCUAGGUGCAUAUUCUCUACUAUAUUAUAAUUUUUUAUCACAUUUUAUUUCAAGAAUUGAAGUUUAUUCUACAUUACCAAUUGCUAAUAUUGGUAGAGUUUCAACCAUUGAUUUAUAUGCUUCAAAGGGGAUCUUAGGCCCAUAUGAAACUUCACAGUUAGAAUUAGAAGAUAUUGAAAAAUCUUUUGAUCACAUUACUUCUAUAAAAUAUUCUCAGCUGGUGGACUUAAGAGCACGUUAUGAUGGUCUUUCGUUUGUAGCAUAUAGUUCUGGUGUUAAUCCAGGUGGUACCAUUUGGAAUAUUACAUCCAAUUCAGAGAAAAUAUUAUACACUCCACAAUGGAAUCAUACUAAAGAUACUAUUCUCCCAGGCUCUGGCCUUAUUGAUACUAAUGGUAAACCUUUGUCUACAGUGAUGAAACCAUCGGCCAUUAUUACCAAUUUUGAAAAAUUUGGUUCAAUUACACCAUAUAGAAAGAGAAGUCAUCAAUUUAGAGAUUUCUUGAAAGAAAGAUUGAAAUCUCAUCAUUCUAUUAUGAUACCUGUUGAUUUAGGGGGAAAAUUACUGGAUCUUCUUGUACAAAUUAAUGAUUUUUUCUAUGAAAAUUCAAUGGAAAAGAGAUUUCAUAAUAUACCCAUUUUUAUUAUCGCAUAUUCUCGUGGUAGGAUACUAACCUAUGCUCGAUCAAUGCUAGAAUGGUUAUCAGCGUCAAUUCUACAAACAUGGUCUAGGAGAGACAAUCUUUCUCCUUUUGACUUUAAAAAUAAAGUUGAAGUUAUUUCUCCAGACCAAUUAUCAAAACAUAAGGGUCAAAAAAUUUGUUUCGUUUCAGAUGUUGAUAUACUAAUAGAUGAAGUAAUUUCAAAAAUUUGUACGGAUGAUAAAAUGACUAUUCUUUUGACAAAUACUGGCCCUAGUGAAGAACCUGUUUUAAAUUCGUUAAACAAAUACUGGUUAAAAUCAAAUUCCAAUGAUGGCCGUAUAGUUCAUUGUAAUUAUAAUAUGACUGUGAAAAAAGUCAAUAAAAGGUCUUUGAAAGGCAAAGAUUUAGAAAGUUAUACUGAAAAAAUACAAACAAGAAGAGAACAAAGGAAAAGUUUAGAACUACAGCUACGAAAGGAGGCUAAAAUGAACAAUAAAUCUUUAAAUUUAGUUGUUGGAAGUGCCUCAAAAGAGGGUAGCAGUUCAUUGGGUGCAACUGAAGGACGUAUUAGAGGUGAGGAAGAAGAAGAAGACGAUGAUGAAGAUGACGAUGAAGAUAAUUUAAUAAAUAUGCUGGGAGGAGGAACUAAAUUAUCAGCUACCAAAAAAGAUAUACCAAUAGAUAUCAUUGUACAAUCAGAUGCUGCUUCUAAACAUAGUAUGUUUCCAUUUACAAACAGUAGAAUAAAGAAAGAUGAUUACGGGACAAUCUCUAAUUUUGAUAUGCUUAUUCCUAAGGAAGAGUCUAAUACUGAACAGACUCUCUCUGAACAAAAUAUAAAACGUGCUACUGCCAGUAAAAACUCCAACGAUGAAGAAGAUGGUUAUUAUGUUGAAGAUCCAAGUAAUACAUCGAAUUCUAAGAAAAGAAAACUAAACCGAAAAAAUGAAGUUAUUGAAGAAGGGUUUAUCAACAUUGAUAAUAUUGAUUACUUGAAGAGCAAUUAUAACCCACAAAAAAUUUCUACAAAAUCUACAAAUAUUCAACUUAAAUGUUUCCUGACGUUUAUUAACUUAAAUAGUUUAGUAGACAAGAGAUCAACUACAAUUAUAUUACCUAAUCUUAAGCCAAGAAACUUAAUAUUGCUUGGCUCAGAUAAAUCCCAAGAUCAAAAUAUAAAAGACGUGUUCUUAAAGAGAAAAAUACCAAUUGCAGAAAUGAAGCCAAACAAACCUCUAGAAUUUAACACCACAGUUAAAAUGUUAGAUAUAUCCAUUGAUCCUGAGUUAGAAAGCCUUCUUAAUUGGCAAAAAAUCAGUGAUGAUAAUACUAUUGCACACCUAUUGGGUCGUUUGGUGAAAGAAGUACCAUCUCCAAAUACAGAUGACAAGAAAGACCGUUUAUAUGAAAGAACAAAAUACGUCCUGAAACCAUUGAAUGACAAUAGAUCAUCACUCCUUCAAGCUGGCUCUUCACUUGCCAUUGGUGAUAUACGUUUGACUGAGAUCAAGAGAAAGCUGGCAUUAGCCAAACACAAAGCUGAAUUUCGGGGCGAAGGUAUUCUAGUAGUUGAUGGUAGAGUAGUUGUUAGAAAAGUAAAUGACGGUGAAACAGUGGUGGAUGGUACACCAUCUGCAUUAUAUGAUCUGGUAAAACAACUUGUAACCGAUAUGCUUGCAACCAUAUAA
Molecule: messenger RNA, 2529 nt
Organism: Henningerozyma blattae CBS 6284
Lineage: Eukaryota; Fungi; Ascomycota; Saccharomycetes; Saccharomycetales; Saccharomycetaceae
Gene: CFT2
Product: cleavage polyadenylation factor subunit CFT2
Exons: 1
Coding region: 1-2529 (842 amino acids)
Biological process (GO): mRNA 3'-end processing by stem-loop binding and cleavage
Cellular component (GO): mRNA cleavage and polyadenylation specificity factor complex
Molecular function (GO): RNA binding
Source: RefSeq, a predicted model, not a curated record